This is a messenger RNA of Phytophthora sojae, 1869 nucleotides long. RefSeq lists its product as hypothetical. The transcript has a single exon. The coding region runs from base 1 to 1869 and encodes 622 amino acids. The record is from RefSeq and is a predicted model, not a curated record. Lineage: Eukaryota; Oomycota; Peronosporomycetes; Peronosporales; Peronosporaceae.
AUGGCUGGAUGGAAGGAAGCACGUGAAGGUGGACGCAGAGGCGGACGCGGAGAGGCGUCGCGUCAGUCGCGUCGAGGUCAAGGACUGCCGCCGGAGGAGCACAAGGCCCUGAACGACGUUGUCCGGGAGGGUCGGAAGGCUGGCGCGGAGAAGCGCAAGGCGGCCCUGGAAGAGAAGAAGAAGGCGUCGGCGACCGAUCAAGAUCAAGCGGCCCCGGAGUCCUCCGUUCUGGAUGCGCACCAAGCAAAUCAGGAUGAGGUUCCGGAGGCGGACUCGACCGAGUCUGUGCCGGCCGGCACCGAAUGUGUCCCAGACCCGGUGACGGGACUGGAUGAGGGUGAGUCCGCACAGGAUGAUGAACCCGCCCAGGCGUCUGUGGGAGGCGCCGAUGAGGUUGAGCCCCCGGCUGAGGAUCGUGUUUCGGACUCUCCCCGGCCGGAUGAUGAAGUCGAGAUUCUGAACGAAGCCCCGGCGAUCAAGCACGAAGGCCCGCUGUCGACUGUCCAAGAAGACGGCGUACUGAAUGACGAAGCCGAGAUCCGGUCUGCGCUCGCGCAAUCCAGUCCGGCCGCGACCGCCCAAGCUCCCGCGCUCAAGAUUGAAGCCCAAUCCAGUCCGGCGCCCUCGGAUUCGCGAGGACCCGACGAGACCAAGGCUCAAGUGAGCGAGGCUCAGGCGAAGGCGUACGUGGCCGAACAAGUGCGUCGCUGGGAGCAGCAUCGUGAACGCGCUGCCGUCCCGCUCAAGGUGGAGUACGCCUGGCCCGAGGCGGCCCCCGACUUCAGCGAAUGGUGGACUGCCGCGCUGGCGACGUCGAAGUACCUGUCGGACCGAAUGGCCAUGGCGAGUCAAGACGCUGCGUGGAUCGCGGAGCUUGGUCCGGUACGGCUGGAGCUGUGCCUGGCAAAGGACGUCUCCGGCAUCGUGAUUCCGCCGAGCAUCCUUUCGCCGCUCGAGUGCGUUGCGCUCAUCCAGUCUCUCCUCUUCGCUGCCGGUUUCAGGUUUCACAACCUGAUCCUUAUGUGGUUCCAGUCGCAGUCGUCCAGAGUCGCACCGAGUCUGGUGCGCUCUGUGGUCGAGGACGUCCAGCAUUUCCUCGCGUUCGAGCUGAUCGAGUGGCGCGAGUUGGCAUCCGGUGUGCCCUUCAAGAUCGUACUGGGUGCGCCGGACGUCCAAAACCAGACCGAGUCGAACGUGGGAAACUCUGGAUCGACACUGUCGCAAGCUGCGCGAGCACCGAUCCUGGACUACCAUGCGGAAGACAACGACGGAGAUCUAUUGAUGUCGGAUUACGAAGCUGGACUAUUGGAUCGCGAGUUCGUCCUGCGCCUACGAGUGGCCGGACUCCGGAGGACACGAAGCCCGCAAGGGUCGUCCACCCGCGAACCGGGUUCCAAGCGCCCGCAGCACGGACCGCCUCGCCCGCCGUCCAUCCAGUCCGUGUCGUCGAUCCCGUCCGCGCUGCCGCUGUCCACGCCGUCGCUGUCCUCGCUCCCGUCGUACCACGCGUCCAGCGAGUCUGAGCGCGCAUCCGGUACUGGAGUGUUGGCGCAACCGGGUCCGCCAUCUCGUUCACCCUCGGAUCUUGAUUCGAGCCUGUUCGGGACGACGGCUGGAUCCAACGAGUCGAUAUUCAGUGCGGCGUCAGCAGCUCGAUCGUCCAGAGGCAGCUCGUCUUCGUCGUCGCUGUGGUCCGGACACGAUGUCUCGAGGCACAUGUCUGCGAUUGGGUACGGACCCAUGGUGAUGACCGCGCAGGCAGGAGCGAUCCAGCCUGGCGCAGGCGGAGGAGUCGUCGAGAUCACCCGGACAGCAUCGACGGCGGUGGAUCAGGACGAUGUCGUUAUGUCGGACCACCGUCCGGAGUGA